AUGAAAGUUAAUACCAUAUCAGAUGCAAUUCUUGUCAAAUGUCCAUCCAAGAAAUACAGACAUUCAAAUGUUAAUGAUACCUUUAAUACAAAUGAUUUGUUGGACAAUCCACAAUUAACAUUUCGUACUGAAAGAAACAUCUUUGUCUGGUCAACUUUUGUAUUUAAUGUAAAUAAAGAAAAUAUAAUUCUUUGUGGACAGGUUGCUAUAAAACGUGAUGAAGAAAAUCAUAUGCAUAAAAAUUGGAAGUUUAAAUUGAAUUGGCAGUCUCAACCAAAACAAUUAGAAAUGGCAAAGAAAGAAAAAUUAUCAAAAACACUUCCUACACCUGAUAAAUGUGGCAACAAUCCAGCUACAAUUGUUAAAUUUACCAGAGAUAAACAAGAUAUUAUGAAGCGUGCCAAUAUAAAUAAUGGUGAAUUGAAGGAAGCAGAAGAAUUACCUCAUGCCAAUAAAUUAUAUUACUAUUUUGUUGUUCCUGAUGAUAAUUCUAGUCUGGAACAUGUACCUCCUUGUGCAAUUAUUAGAGCAGUUAAUGAUAAACCAGAAAUAAAAAUUAAUGGUCAAGAACAUCCAGUAUCUCCAAGGAACAACAAAAUUUAUGUUAUUAAACGAGAAACAAUGACGGAAGUCUUCAAUAUAAAACUUCACUUGAUGUCUCCAGAUGCUCCUGAUUUUUAUAAAGGUGAAAAAAUUUUAAUGAAAGAAAUGAGAUAUGCAGAGUCAAGUAUUGCAGACAUACCAAAUACUGAUGAAAUGAUAAUGGACAGUUUUACUCUCCAUCAAUUUAAAAUACUGAAGUUUACCUACAACUAUCCAACAAUUGAAAAUGAUAACGUUGUAGAAAAAAUAUACUAUUUUGGACCAAUGAAAGAUGAUUAUACACUUCCAAAUCAGGACAUAUUAUAUCUGGCAAAUGAAACGUCCAUUCAACCAAAUUGUACCAUUAAUGGAAUCACAUAUGGAUAUUUUGAUUCUCUCACUUAUGAAAAUAAAACUAUUAAAUUAAAUGAAUUUAUUAAUAAUGAAAAGGAUAAUUUUGAACGUUCUGGAGAUUAUAUUAUUUUAAAAAAUAUUAAAAUCAACAUAAUAUUUUUAAAUUGCCGUUAUAUUACUCCAACUGGAAUAAUUAAAUUACCACAAACAUUUAUAAAAGGAAAAAAAGUAUUUAUGGGAAAAAAUGAAAAAGGAGAAGAAGAAUAUAAAUUAAUACCAAUAAGUGAUGAAUCAGAAUAUGAAAAAAAAUUAGCUGAACAAGAUCAAAAGAUAGCAGCAAUGAAAAAAUCAUUUUUUGAAAAACUUAAAGAUAAUAUUGGAGCUGGUGGUGCAUAUGGAAUUAUAAUUGGAAUAAUUUUAAUUAUUCUUGUCAUUAUAACAAUUGCUGCUAUAUUCUGUUACAUUAAAUUAAUAAGACCAAUUAUUAUAAAGAAAAAAAUUAUAAAAACAUAUCCUAAUAUAUUUGAAUUAUGGGAUCAAAUAUCAAAAGAAGACCUAGAAACGUAUUCUGAAAAUGGUAUAAAAAAAGAAUAUAUUUCAGAUGGUGUACAAAAUUUUGAAUAUAAAAAAAUAGAAGAAGGUGGUGAAGAAAUUUUUACUGAUACAAUCUCUCUUUUUGAUAAAAAUUUGGUCAAUUGUUUUAAAGAUAUUAAUGAAGAAAUAACUGCUUAUUGUAUUAAUAAUAUAUCACCAGAAAGAAAGUAUAUUAUAUCAGAUGGACCAACAAAAGAAAAACUAAAUUAUUUUUGGGAAUUACUAUAUCGUGAAAAUGUUAAAGUAGUUGUUGCUUUUAUUGAUCAACCAGAUAAUGAUAUUUCAAUUGAUGAUAAAAAUUUUAAUUAUUGGCCAAAAAAGAAAGAAAAAUAUGGAAAUGUAACUGUUCAAUUUAUAAAAAAUUUAUCAGUAGAUGAAGCUUCUCAUUUAUCAAUUACUAAAUUUGAAAUGACUGUAAAUGUAGGAAAACCAAAAGAAUUAACUCUUUUUCAUGUUAAAAAUUGGAAUGAACAUGAAAUUCCUAGAUCUGAUCUUUAUCUUACCAAGUUAUAUGAAGUUAUUUCUCCAUAUACAGGUGGUAGUAAAAUUCUUAUUCAUUCUUCACAUCAACCUGACAAUCGUGUUUAUAUAUUUAUGUAUUUUUCUUGUAUUUUUGAAGUUAUGAAAAAAGAUAUAAAUUCUACCAAUCCAAUGAUAAUUAUAAAAAAUAUUCGUGAAAACUUUUAUGGUGGAAGUAUUUCAGCUAUAGAAUAUACAUUUAUUAUAAAAUCUCUUAUUUCAUAUUUUAUGGAAAAACAAAUGCUCAUUGAUUUAAUAAAUCAUGGAUUGACAUUUACUGAACAAUAUAAUAAUUAUAAAUAUAAAUUUGAUAUUUAUGAAUCUUAUGAAGAUAGUUCUAUUAAAAGUUUUAUAAAAUUUGUUGGUUUGAUUGACUAUGGAAAAUUAAGAUAUUUUUAUGAACGAUUCAUUAGAACACAAAUAAUUAAUGAAAAAGUUUUAAACAAAAAAUGUUCCCGUUUUUAUUCUAUUCUUAAAACAGAAAGAAAAAAUAAGAUAUGA
This is a messenger RNA of Strongyloides ratti, 2550 nucleotides long. RefSeq names its product Protein-tyrosine phosphatase, receptor/non-receptor type domain-containing protein. The transcript has a single exon. Bases 1 to 2550 code for a protein of 849 amino acids. Lineage: Eukaryota; Metazoa; Nematoda; Chromadorea; Rhabditida; Strongyloididae. Gene Ontology annotation, molecular function: protein tyrosine phosphatase activity. The record is from RefSeq and is a predicted model, not a curated record. Gene Ontology annotation, biological process: protein dephosphorylation.